AUGGGAGAGUAUUGGUAUCGUUGUCCACCCGACGAUAAACUAGCUUAUUUUAUUCGCGAAUUGUACGACCCAACUGUAACUUGCAGCGUACGAUGUGAAGUGGGUUUUCUACCAAAUUCCGAAUGUCUUUUCCUAUUUCCAUGGAGAUGGACUUUAGCACUAUUGAUCUGUUAGCUGCAUUGAAGUAGGAUAGAUUAUCGAGUGAUACAACAUCUGCAAUUAAACGCUGUUCUCAAUCGAGUUUGUCACGUAGCAAACAUUUACAUUAGCUUUGGCGGAGGACAAUAACAAAUACUUCAAUUGAGCGCUAGAUAGUCGAACCUAUUUUAAUCCGUUCGAAGCGACCUGAAGCGGAUACCUCAACCCGAUAGCGAUUGAAGAUUGUAAUCCGGCAUACCAUUCGCAAAUAAAGGAUUACUCUCAAUCCGUGGGAAAUAUGGCCAUUCUCCCCAUCCGGACGCAGGCCCGUGGACCUGCACCUGUGAACCCUGGCCUGGAGCAAGACAUUAUCGAUGAAACGCUGUACUACUUCAAAGCCAAUGUAUUCUUUCGCACGUACGAGAUCAAGUCCGAGGUGGAUCGGGUCCUCAUCUACAUUACCCUCUAUGUGACGGAGUGUUUGAAGAAACUGCAGCGAUGUUCGAACAAAAAUCAAGGUCUGCAGGAAAUGUACACGCUGGCCAUUUCCCGAUUUGACAUUCCGGGCGAGGCGGGCUUUCCGCUAAAUGCCGUUUACGCACGACCGAAUUCAUCGGCUGAGGGCGAAUUGAUGAGACAGUAUUUGCAGCAGUUGCGCCAGGAGGUGGGCAUCCGUGUUUGCGAACGUGUAUUUUCCGGGGAGGACGGUAAGCCGAACAAAUGGUGGCUGUGUUUCGCCAAGAAGAAGUUCAUGGACAAAUCCCUAUCCGGACCGGGUCAGUAAGGCGAUACGGCGUCAUCCGCUAAAAGGGACGGACUUUUUAUUACGUAUUUGCAUUUUUGUCCCUAUCAAUUUCCUUUUAAAAAUAGAAUAAAUUCUGCAUAAGUUCUCUA
This is a messenger RNA of Anopheles funestus (African malaria mosquito), 1032 nucleotides long. RefSeq names its product actin-related protein 2/3 complex subunit 3 (gene Arpc3A). The transcript is spliced from 2 exons. Gene Ontology annotation, molecular function: actin filament binding. Gene Ontology annotation, cellular component: cytoskeleton; Arp2/3 protein complex. Gene Ontology annotation, biological process: Arp2/3 complex-mediated actin nucleation; regulation of actin filament polymerization. Bases 437 to 922 code for a protein of 161 amino acids. Lineage: Eukaryota; Metazoa; Arthropoda; Insecta; Diptera; Culicidae. The record is from RefSeq and is a predicted model, not a curated record.